This is a messenger RNA of Betta splendens (Siamese fighting fish), 1315 nucleotides long. RefSeq names its product GTPase IMAP family member 7-like. The transcript has 4 exons. Bases 127 to 1062 code for a protein of 311 amino acids. Gene Ontology annotation, molecular function: GTP binding. Lineage: Eukaryota; Metazoa; Chordata; Actinopteri; Anabantiformes; Osphronemidae. The record is from RefSeq and is a predicted model, not a curated record.
CCGAACUUCUGGUUGAAGGAGGAGGCGACAAACCGGUUCUCCGGCGAUGAACUGGUGCGGUCGCCUUCGAACCGCAGUCCGUCAGUCGAAGUGAGUCAACAGAAGAACCGAGUUGGAUCCGCGCUGAUGGCGACGGCACAAACGUCCCGUGGAAGAUCAGACAGCAAAGGGGAUCCUCUGAACUUCAGACUGGUCCUUGUUGGGAAAACUGGAGUGGGGAAAAGCUGCAGUGGAAACACCAUCCUGGGACAGGACGUCUUCAAAGAAGCUGAUGGUCCUUCCUCAGUGACCAGUGAAUGCACCAAGAGGGAGGACUAUGUGUGUGACAGAUGGGUUUCUGUCGUGGACACUCCAGGUCUCUUUGACACAACCCAGAAGGAUGACGCCGUGAAGAGAGAGAUCUCCAAAUGCAUCAACAUGUCGGCCCCGGGGCCCCACGCCUUCCUGCUGGUCAUCAAGGCGGCGGUAUUCUUCUCAGAGGAGGAAGGAAAAGCUGUGAAACAGGUGCAGGAGAUCUUUGGAGAAAAUGCCUGGAAAUACACCAUAAUCCUCUUUACCCAUGGAGAUGCAGUUCAGGGCGACUUCAACGAGAUGUUGGAAACGGCCACACCUGACCUUAAACAGAUCCUGAACAAGGUUCGAGAGAGGUACCACAUCUUCAAUAACCUCAAAAUCAACGAUCGGGGUCAGGUCCUGGAACUGUUGAACAAGGUAGAGGACAUGGUGCACAAAAAUGGAGGAAGGUGUUAUUCCAACCCCACCUACCUGGAGGUGGAAAAGAUGUUGGAGAAGAGGGAGACUGAGCUCAAAGAUGUUUACCUGAAGAAACUGGGGGAAGAAGUAAAAGCUGUGGAGUUGAAGUACGAGGAGAAGCUGAGAGAAGCAAAAAAGGAGCAGGAAGAAGAACAGAUGAAAAAACAACGCGAUGCUGAGCUGAAGGAGACGCGUCGAUUCUACCAAAGAUUACUAAGAAAAAUAAAACCUAUUGUGGAAAAGAUGGUCAAAGACGAAGAAGUGGAAGAAACGUCAAAGAAGCUCAAUGAGAAACUGAAGCUGAGCUGAUUUGUGACAAGCAAUGGACCAUUAAUCUGAUCAGGAAACUGCUGACUUUCAUCAAUUCAAGGACUUUAAUAAGCUCACGUUACGUUUUUAGUCUUUAGCUUAUGUCAAGUAACUGUGAUUGUUUAGUUACACUCAACUCUGUGGUGACUGUUAAUCCUGGACUCUGAUAAUCAGUUCAAGGAACCAGGAGUCUGUUGAGGUGAAACUGUCAUUCAUUACAAAGUGUAAAAGAAUAAAAUGACCUUCUCUUGAA